UCUCCUGAGUUUGUAAAGAUGCCUUGCCUCCUGAAAGACAUCCUCUGUGUAAUCAAGACAUUCCACAAGUAUGCCAGGGAGUAUGUUGGAGAGGCAACACUGACCUGCAGAGAGCUGAAACAGCUAAUCCAGAAUGAGUUUGGGGACAUUCUUCAACCACAUGCCAUUCAUGCUGUCGAGAGACACUUGAAUCUACUGGAUAUUGACAGUGAUAACAUCAUCAAUUUUGAUGAAUUUCCUCUUGCCAUCUUUAACUUGUUGAAUCCCUGCUAUCUUGACAUAUACUCAUUACUAAAUUCAGAACCAAGAAAAGUGUUUAAACCAGAGCACAAGCCAGAUGAUAUUGACCUUCAGGCAAUCAGUGAACUUAUCCAGCAGACAGAGGAAACUCCAACUCAGGACAAAAUGAUGCUUCCUUCAGAAAUGGCAUCAUCAGCUCAGUUUAGUCCUAAGGAAAGGGGAGCAGUUGGACACCAUAGGGUAGACCCACAGGGAGACACCAAGGCUCACAGACUGCCAGUAGAAGCAUCUGAACACAAUGACCCUAAGAACCGACACCUGGAAGGAGAUAAACAGAGCUAGGACAUGGCCCAGUUUGUAUCAGCAACAGGAGACAGGGCCCAGCCUGAGAUAAAUAAGCCAAUGUCAGGAUCAGAAUAGAUCGGCAGUCCUACAAAGGGGGAGGGGCGACAGGAGAUCCCCAGGGAGGGAGAUAUGCCCCCCAGGGAGCAAAGUGGCACAAAGAAGAGAGAAUUUGGAGAAUAGAAAGGGAACCUGGGAACCCAAAGUUUACCAGAAGAAAAAGCACAGAGGCCGUCUGCAGAUCAGGAAGUUGUGGCAGAAAAGAGUGUUAAGGAACACUCUAAAAUACAACCACCACCACUGCAAGAUGAGUCCAGUUCAGAGCAUGCUGACCUGCCAGAACAAGGUAGUGCCUGGAAACCAGUCCAGGCACAGAAAUCAACUGAUCCUGAGGAUGGUGGUAAAACACCUGAGACCCAGGAACCGUCAGAACAAGAAAAAGAACAUGAAAUGAAGGACCUACUAAUCAGACGUGACAGCAGAAAUGUUUCAGAAACACCCAGUGUUAGAGCUGAAAGGAAAGGGUGGAGGGGCCCUGGGACCCAUGGGACAGCAGGACAGGAAGAAAGCAAGAGGAAAACCCAGUCACCAGCCCUGGGAGACCAAACACAGAGCGGGAAGUAUCAGCAACUCCAGGAAUCAUCAAAAGAAUGGGACGCCAAAGAAGGUUCCAUGACACAAGAGUUAAACUCCGGAGGAGGAGAGCAGAAUCAUCCUGAUAUUGAAGGUGCAGCAACCCUGAGGGAAGAGGCGAGACACGGUGAGGAAGGCAUAGCAGAAGCACUUAUGGGCAGAAAGCAUGCCCCUGCAGCAGAAAGGACACCAGAAGCGACAGAAGGAAUAAAGGAGAUGGCACCACUUGAAAACGUGUUUGGAAAGAGUAAGAGGGUCACCAAGACUCAUGACAAACCAAUCAAGGAGGACAAUGGUUACCAGGGGGAGGAUCCUGAGCUAACAGUCACAUAGAAUGAUGAGGGGUCUUCCAAAACCCCCAAAAGCCUGACUCUAGAGGAUUGUAACAGCAGCUCAGAUACAACUGACCUCCCUGUGCAAGGGAAUUCCCAGAGCCAAGUAGACCCACUCAAACAGUCUGGGCAAAGAAGUCAUAAUAAUAACCCAUACAUCCGGAAACAGGUAGCAGUGGGUGAGAAAAACAGAACUCAGGAGCUGGUGGGGCUGGAAGUCAGAGGAGAGGAAAUUAAGGAAGACAGAAGAAAAGAGCUAGAGGUCCAGGGCUCAAGCACCAAAGAAAGAGAAGGUAAAGCACCAGAGAACCAGGAGGUUCUAGUGAAAAGUCUGGACAAGGGCAAUUCAGCCUCUCCCAAGACACACCUUAAAACAGAGGAACCUGCAACACUGGAAGAGGAUGAGAGCCACCAGGAGCUGGCAGGAGGAGGUAGUGACCAACAACUUCCAGCCAAGAGAGGACACAAUGCUUCAGUUCCCCCCUCAGGCCUUGAAAAGAGGAUGCAGAGGGAACAAGAACCCUGUUCUGUGGAGAGGGCUAUGGUCUACUGCAGUCCACUGUUCAGGCACCACAGUAAAUAGACACAACCCAAGAGGGCAUCAAAUCAAGCUUAGCCAGCCACAGUAUCAAACCCAGAGUUCUGCAACAAGUUAGAUACAUCCCUCAGCAGUGAAAUCUCAGAUUGUCCUGUCUUUUUCAAUGACAGCCAAGAAUUACAACUGUACAUUUGGCAACUUCUGUCUGAUGAGGAUCCUGCUGAUGCACAGCAAAUAUCAGCUCCCCAGGCCUUGGAAGAUAAGCAGGGCCAUCCUCAGAAGGAGGAACCACUACCACAAAGGGAGAUGAGCACAACAAUGCAUUGA
This is a messenger RNA of Manis javanica (Malayan pangolin), 2412 nucleotides long. The record is from RefSeq and is a predicted model, not a curated record. NCBI's taxonomy places the organism in Eukaryota, Metazoa, Chordata, Mammalia, Pholidota, Manidae.